Acipenser ruthenus (sterlet) is the source of this 8602-nucleotide messenger RNA. Its product is annotated as erbin-like. Lineage: Eukaryota; Metazoa; Chordata; Actinopteri; Acipenseriformes; Acipenseridae. The record is from RefSeq and is a predicted model, not a curated record. Bases 909 to 5258 code for a protein of 1449 amino acids. Gene Ontology annotation, cellular component: postsynaptic membrane; postsynaptic density; adherens junction. The transcript has 27 exons. Gene Ontology annotation, molecular function: protein binding. Gene Ontology annotation, biological process: neurotransmitter receptor transport postsynaptic membrane to endosome; neurotransmitter receptor transport, endosome to postsynaptic membrane.
GCCCGUCUCCGUGCUACCUGCUCUGAAAGUUAGAUUGAAGCCAAUCACCUCCAAUCAGAGUGACUUACCUUUCCUCCCAGUCCCUCAGCCUCAUCCGCGGCCGCUGCUUUUGUUGUUGUGUUGCCUGGAUCGUACUUGGCGGCCACCAGGGCAUGAAUUUACAGUGGUGGAGGGUGUCGGUUGUGUUCUGUUUUCAGUCUGUCCAAUGUUUGUGAGUUGAUGUGGUCUACGUUUUUACAUGUAACAGUUUCCUCCUAAAAGAGGAGUAGGAGGGGUGUCAGAUUUGGAAACGUUUGGGUGCAGUGGCCGCGUUUUUUAACACAAUAUAACAGCAUUUCUGCUGUGGCUGGGUGAAGAAAAGAAGAAAGAAAAACUCGACUCCGAGAACUGCGCUUUGUGGUGGACAUUUUUUUCCGCCUUUGUAUUUCCUUGUGUGUGUGGUUGUGGACAUUUUGGAUUUUUUCGUACUCGCCGAUUUGCGAGCUUUAGCUGCAGAGGCUUUGGUUUUCUGUCUUCAGAGAGCAUUUUUUUUAUUAUUGUAUGCUGCAAACAGGAAGUUUAUUACAGACGAUAAGAAAACUUGUGGCCGGACAGAACGCAACUCAAGAAAGGACGUCUGGCUAUCACGAAUGAAUAGAACUUAACGUGUUCUUAAAAUAAAUCACAGAGGAGUGGACACUAGACGGGAUACGUUGUUUAAAGCGUCUCUAAGACCUUCAACUGAAAUCAAGAGAAGGCAAACUUUUGGGGGAUUUAAAUACUUUUCGGAUUUAAAUUCCAAUGAUACAUCGUAAACUAAUCGUUUGGGGAAUCUAAAUAUUAAGAUUCCUUUGUGCCAGUCUUGGAUCUUUUUUCUGCCUCAAGCUGGACUCCAGGAAAGACGGGUCAUAAAUGACAAGUGCCUGAUAAUGACAAUGAAGCGGAAUUUCUUUCGGCUGGUGCCUUGUCGCUGUCUGCGAGGAGAGGAGGAGGCGGUCACCGCGCUGGAUUACUCUCACUGCAGCCUGGAACAGGUGCCCAAGGAGAUAUUCACAUUCGAGAAGACCUUAGAGGAGCUCUAUUUGGAUGCUAACCAGAUUGAGGAGCUUCCCAAGCAAUUGUUCAACUGCCAGUCUCUGCAUAAACUGAGUUUGCCAGAUAACGACCUAGCUGUAUUGCCAGCCUCCAUCGCAAACCUCAUCAAUCUCAGGGAUCUGGACGUCAGCAAGAAUGGCAUCCAGGAGUUUCCAGAAAACAUCAAGAACUGCAAGGUUUUAACAAUAGUCGAAGCCAGUGUAAAUCCCAUUUCCAAACUACCUGAUGGAUUCACCCAGCUUCUCAACCUAACCCAGCUGUACCUGAAUGAUGCUUUUUUGGAAUUCUUACCAGCAAAUUUCGGCAGGUUAACCAAACUGCAGAUACUGGAGCUGAGAGAAAACCAGUUAAAGAUGUUGCCAAAAACCAUGAGCAAGCUGACCCAGCUGGAGAGACUGGACCUGGGAAGCAAUGAGUUCACAGAAGUGCCUGAAGUUCUUGAACAACUCACUGGUCUGAAGGAGUUUUGGAUGGAUGGGAACAGACUGACAUACCUUCCAGGGGUAAUUGGGACGUUAAAGCAACUGACCUAUUUAGAUGUAUCCAAGAACAACAUUGAAAUGGUCGACGAUCGGCUGUCAGGCUGUGAAAGCCUACAAGACCUGCUGAUCUCCAACAAUGCACUGCAGCAACUUCCAGGAUCCACAGGUUCCCUGAAGAAAUUAACAUCACUCAAAGUGGAUGAAAACCAGUUGAUGUACCUGCCAGACUCCAUAGGAGGACUUACAUCCCUGGAAGAGCUUGAUUGCAGUUUUAAUGAGAUAGAAGCUUUGCCGUCAUCCAUUGGGCAGUUCACCAACCUCCGGACCUUUGCUGCAGAUCACAACUUUCUGACACAGCUGCCUCCUGAGAUUGGUAACUGGAAGAAUGCAACCGUGCUGUUUCUACACUCAAACAAACUGGAGUCCCUGCCAGAGGAAAUGGGCGAAAUGCAGAAACUUAAAGUUGUCAAUCUGAGCGACAACAGGCUGAAGAAUUUGCCCUUUAGCUUUACCAAAUUGAGCCAGCUGACAGCAAUGUGGUUGUCGGAAAACCAGUCUAAGCCCCUUAUACCCCUUCAGAAGGAGGAGGAUGAGGAGACGCACAAAACUGUGCUUACCAACUACAUGUUCCCUCAACAGCCGAGGACAGAGGAUUUCUUGGCCAACUCUGAUAAUGAGAGCUUCAAUCCUUCGUUGUGGGAGGAACAAAGAAAGCAAAGAGCACAGGUGGCCUUUGAGUGCGAUGAAGACAAAGAUGAGAGGGAGACACCACCCAGGGAGGGGAAUCUGAAGCGCUACCCAACACCUUACCCAGACGAACUAAAAAACAUGGUGAAAACUGCACACACUAUAGCCCAUCGACUCAAAGAGGAUGAGUCGUCGGAGUCUGGAAAAGAAACCAGACAGAACGAAGAUACAGCUGUUACAGUGAAAGAUGUAGGCGUAAAGACUUCAGAGAAUAACUAUGCAAAUGGAAAAAACGUGGAAAGCGAUUCAAAUGUGACUGUGAAUUGUGUGCUAAAACCCAGUGAACUUGAUUCUAAGGACACUAAAGAGACUUCACAGACGGCUGCACUUGUUAAGACCUCUGAGAACAUUCGAGCUACAGUCAACCAUGAAGACACACUUGAGGACUCUGAAGACCUGUCCUCUGAUGAAGAGGAGAUGAAGAUUGCAGAGCUGCGACCGCCGCUUAUUGAGAUCUCUAUUAAUCAGCCCAAAGUGGUGGCACUAAGUAAGGACAAGAAAGAUGAAAGUAAAGAUGCUGAUUCUUUAUUGGAUGAGACUGUUGCAAACAGUAACCAGAACAACAGCAACUGCUCCUCGCCGUCUCGCAUGUCAGACUCUGUGUCCCUGACAACAGACAGUAGCCAGGACACUUCCCUCUGCACUCCAGAGAAAGAGGCAAAGGUUAUGAUUAUAACCAAGAUCAGGCAAGAUGAUGAAAAUUCAAAUCAGUUGAAGGAAACGGCACUCCUCCUUCAGAAUGGGAAUGGUUCAGACACCUCUCUGCAGGCCAUUCUGAAAACUCAACAGGAAAAUGAGGUGCAAAAGUUCACUGUGGAUGAAAAACUGUCCCUCAUAGACAGGAGUAUGGAUUUAAAUAAUGGGAUGGAAGUUUCUUACAACAAAUGGGAUCAAAUCAACAUGAAUAUAUCUAAACUCUCUCCAGAUAAUAUGGAAAGGUUAAAUGCCCUGGGAAAGACCAAGAACACAGUCCAAGAAGACUUAAAAAAUAAGUCUUUGUUUAACAACAAUGCUAAACAAGCUGCAGAGUACUACUUGGAGAAUGGUAACCAGUAUCCUAGACAGGCUCUUUCUAAUCAUCUCAGUGGUCGAUUUGAAGAAACUUCCAGUUCACCAACCAAGUUUGAGAUGGUGAGAACGGCUGCAGUUGGUGUAACAGCAAGUGCAGAUAUGUCUAUCUCUAGGAGCACUGAGGAACUGUCCCCACAGAAGCGGGGGCCUUUGGGACCUGUGGUGAAAUCUCAAAGCGUAACUAACAUCGAACCAGGAGCACUUAAAAUAUACCACAUUAUUGGGGAUAACGGACCGCAUGAGCCAAAUGCUCCUGGAAGAGUACCUGCAGCUAAUGUUCAGGGGCAGAAUAUUGUCCGCAGCAAGUCGGCUUCUCUUCUUAAUGACCAACCCCUGCAGGUCUACCCCGGCUCUUCCGCCUCUUCAUCUGACCUUGUGUCCUGCACCAAAACUUUAACCAUACAUGAUCCCAACUACAAACAACAAAGCGCCUAUGCAGGGAAGGGGGCCAUGCCUGCUGCCAUGCAGAUGCCAGGUGGGCCUCAAUAUAACAUCCAGUACUCAAGCAGCACAAUGCCCAAAGAAGGCCCCUGGACCCAGAGAACAGCCAUCCCACCAGAGCAAGGAUAUUUACCACACACUCACCUGCAGCGGUCAGACAGUACUGACAGCUACACGAAACACACAGCUAACACCAACUACUCCAACCGCAACAAUGCACAGGCCAGCCUGGCCUACAGCAUGCAGCAACGGGGUCCGCCCAGACAAAUGGAGAUGUGGGCAGUCAAUCCCCAGAAAGACAGACUGAUGCCAGGUGGUCCCAGGAGCACCCUGCAGAGGCAGAGUAGCAAUUCCUCCUCCACCUCAAUGUCUCUUGGAGACCCGACACAACCCAGGCGCAUUGUGGCCCCUGCUGGAGACUACUUAACCUACAGGGAUAUUCACAGCAUGGGAAGGGGACCUCUGAUGAACCAGGGGAUGCAGAGACCCCUUUCCGCCAGGACCUACAGCAUUGACAGCCCCAACGUCCCCCGACCGCAAAGCGCACGGCCAUCCGCGCAUGAGCUGCCUGAGAGAACGAUGUCCGUUAGUGAUUUCAAUUAUUCACGGACUAGCCCUACCAAGCGGUCAAACGUGAGGGUGAAAUCGGAGCACUCGCUGCUCGACACACAAGAGUUCAGCAGGGUACCUGCCGACUGGAGAGAUCAGGUGAUGCGGCACAUCGAGGCAAAAAAGUUAGAAAAGAACAUGCUGUCUAGGUCCUUUAAUUCCAAUUAUGCUGCAGUUAGCAGCUUUCACUAUGGCAGCUCUAGAGAUCUGCAUGGCAGCCAGGGCAGUGUUGCCUUUAGUGUUGCAGACGGAAGGCAUUCCGGAGCCCACAUGUUCCGUGACGAAGUUUUUUCUCCAAGAGCGCCAAGCUACGAAAUGGUUGUACAUGGUCACAAGGAUGUGUCUAUGGACACUAUGAGAAAAGUGCCUUUGACAAAUGGACAGAUGUGCCCAACUUCCCGGCCCCAGAUGAACUGCAGCCAAGUCCAAUGUCCGCCUUCCCAGGCCACUAUGGCGAGGCAUCCCUCCAGGGAGCAGCUGAUUGAUUACUUGAUGCUAAAAGUAUCCCACCAGCCCCAGGGUUCCACCAGGCAGCCCCACGAGGUUGUGCAGCAGGAGAUGUAUGUCAAAAUAGAGAAGAAUCCUGAGCUGGGCUUCAGUAUAUCAGGAGGCAUUGGAGGCAGAGGAAAUCCAUUUCGACCAGAAGAUAAAGGUAUAUACGUAACAAGAGUCCAGCCUGAAGGACCUGCUUCAAAACAUUUGCAGCCAGGGGAUAAGAUCGUUCAGGCCAAUGGAUACAACUUUGUUAAUAUAGAUCACGGACAGGCAGUUUCCCUGCUAAAAACUUUUCAGAGCACUGUGGACCUAAUCAUUUUGAGAGACGUUUGUGCAUAAAGGCGAGAACAAAACAAGAAACUUGCCCAGCAAGAAUCGCCACCUUGGAAAAUUGAGAAAAACAACAAAAAAAGAAUGAUUGCUUCAUUAUUUUUGUAAACAAAAGUCAGUUAUAUAAAUAGAUGUUUGAACUGCAUACAGUAAUGAAAAUUAGUGCUUGUGGUGUGGGGGCACAACCACUGUUAGUGGUAGGGGCACGCAUCGGGAAAUGUGGGUAUUUUGAAAGCCUACACUGGGGAUUUUUCCUUUUUUUUUUAACAAAAGAAUCAUACUUUUUUUAAAGAUAUACUACUACAUGAACAAACCUGUGGCUUUUUUUUUUGGUUUUUUUUGGUUUUUUUAAUUGAUCUACGUUACUAAACACACAAAGCCCAAGUAGUAAGCCUACAUUUUAGUUGGUGAGCAGAUGGCAGGGCUGUCUGUUACAUAGAUGUAUAUGCCUUUUAUUUCUAAUUUUUAAACUGUUCAAUGCUGAAACCACUUCUAGAAAUGUACAGGAGAGGUGAUUUGAAGACAACGCUAUGUGCAUAUUGUGAAGGUGAAUGUGGUGCUGGAUUGAGUUUUUGUAAUUGGGCCAGACACAAUUUAAUCUUUUGUUUUCCAUCCAGACAGUGGUGUAGUUGGUCUGGGCUUCCAGGUCAUUCUUCUUUUUUCAAAUGGCUAUACUUUUUUAUGUGACGACAGUUUUGCAGGAGUCGUGCAGACUUUGAUCUGCAGUAGAAAUCCUUUGACACAUCCUGGGACAAUACGAAUUUCACCUUGGUCCCGAUGACUUGGGACACAAGGAGUAGGAGGAGAGUGGUUCGUCAUUUGUCUACACAGUCACCCAAUUUGUUAGAAAGAACAAGCUAUGCACUGCUUAGCUUUAAUUGCCUUGUAACCCACAUUUGGUGCCGAGUACUUCUGUAAACACAUUUUUUUGUUUUUGCAUCACUUCAUGAAAACCACUACCAAUAACCUCAUGAUUUGGCAAAUGUUACCCUUGUAUGUUUUUUUGUAAUAUGAUUCUGAAAGAAUAGCAGCAUUGUGUUUUUAUAGGACAGGAUAACACACUGGUAAAUGCAUUGAAAUAUAACCAACAAAAAACAGUCAACUGUUGUUGAAGUAUUGGAUCAGUAAGAAGACAUUGGCGAAAUUGGGAAAUGUAUUUUGUUUGGCCUUAAUUUACCUUGAUUUGUAUGUGGGAAUAGCAAGGAUGGUGCUAGGUUACCAAAGUAAGUGUGUAAACUGUGGCAUUGUGGCUGAGACUACUGAGGACUGGAAGUGUGGACGGGACAGUUUUGGUUGGCAUGUAUCAAAGGGCUUUUCUUCUAGAUGUAAAAAUUAGACACAAGAUUAGAGUUAUUUAAAGGGUUUCUAGCAAAAGAAUCAGACACCACUGACUGCCUUUCCUUAGUGUUAAAAUAAUUUUAAUGUUAACUAAAAUGAAUUGUUUUAGAGAAAGCUUUUAUUGUCAGUUUCAAAAUGCAUUUUAAAAAAAAAGUGUGUUUCUGGGAAAGGAUGCACACAGCAAUGUGGCGCACAGUAAAGUGCCAUAGGAGACCGAGAACUGUUAGAACUAAGGUUGAACUCGAAGCAAUAUUCAAUUGCAUGUUUAACACUGUUAAUGAAAUUCAUAUAGUCUGUUUUAACACAUGGUAUGUUUUGGUAUUAUUGCACUUGUGUCAAAAUAGCAAUAGCUUGAUAAUCUGUCUCAAAUAGCGGUUGAUUUUUUAAUUUUUUUUAACGGCAAGGAAACCUUUUAAGGACUCUUCAAACAGCAGAUUGUUAUACAGGAUUUUAUAUUUUUAAAAUUGAAUGAAAACAUAGGAACUUUAAUUUUUCAUGUCUUUUCAUGUCUCUCUCUAUAUAGAUAGAUAUUUUGUAGCACAAUGUAGAACUGCCCCAACUAUGAAUGUGUUUCUGUGCUACAGAAAACAUGCAGCAGUGUCUUUACCAGAACCCCUUUCCUUAGACACUUCUUCAAAAUCCUAAUUUAUAGCUAUUUGAAGGUGCGUAACAAAAUUAGCUGUUUUUUUGUAAUUCUGCCAAGACCAGUAAUAGCAGAUUAACAUCAAAAUAAGUCAAUAUGUGAGAAGGUUUCAAAUUUAUGAAAAUAAUGCAUGUCUUCUGUUUCAUCAGUACCACUCCUCCUCUGUUUUUUAUAUAAAUUGGAUCAAACUUGACUUUUUAAUGAACUUGGCAAUAGUACCGGGCACUAAAAUGUGGUGUUCUAAUUAUAAGCAGUUUCUUUCAACAAGAAUGCAUCUUUUAAAAACCAUUGUGGGAAGCACCCCUCACUGUGUACUAUCGGCUACCUGCUUUUUGAUAGGAAAUUGGUUUUGGUUCUUGAUCUGUCUUUUUAUAACAAUCUUGAUUUAAAAAAUAAAUAAAAUCUGCUUAAGAGUUUUGCCUUCAGAGUUGGCCCAUUUGGGCAUAUUUCAAAACUUCAUUGGCCAUAUUCCCAUGUAUUUUACAUGUGCAUGUUUGUUUGUUUUGUUCUGGUCCUUUUGAUAUUUGAGGUUCAUUUACCUUGAACUCUCAGCUGUGUUUCAAAUGUAGCUGCACUAGUGAUUACAUCAGGGGUUCACUUGGGUAGACACAAGAGCACUGUCAUAUAAACCGCUGACUCGUUCUCUCUUUAAUGAAACUGCCACAACUCACUGCUUGUAAAUGCCAUUAGCCUUGUGAAGCAAACCCCCCAUGUCACUUUAAAAUUCUAUUAUUUCCACUGAAAUGAAGAAAACACUUAGCUGCACUCCCUUAAAUUUAAAAUGAGAUUGUUAUGCUUCUCUUGGUUUCUCAGGUCAUUUGAGGCAAUUCAAAUGUCUGUACUGCUGCCCAAAAUUGAAAUGUAAUAUAAAACAUGCAUCUGUUUAAUUUUAAUUGACAGAUUUAAAAUAAAUGGGAAAAAUGUGGCAUAAGAAUACUGUUUUUUUGUUAUUUUAAGUCGUUUUUUAUGAUUUAACGCAACUCCCCUUUUUAUACUUUAUCGCCUGUCCUCUAUUGCCAAAUCAUUAAAGCUCAAUUCUUUUAAAACAAAUUCUAAAAUUCAUAUUUAUUAUGCUCUUUUAUUUAUUUAGCUAGUUUGCUUUUUUGACUAGAUUUUACUAAUCAAACGUGUAAAUAAUUUAAAAAUAAACAUACCGUGAGUAAAACAAAUCUGUAAACCAGCAAUAAGAAAGAAAUACAGAAAAGCCCUUUUACCAUAUUACUGUUUAAUUUCAUUGUUUUCUCUGUAAGCAGCUGUGAUGAAAUGGUUGAUUUUUAAGAUUUGCUUUUUCAACAUUCCAAAUUUUGUAUAUAACUAUACUGUUUCUGAAGUAACCUGUGGACAAUAGGAAAUAAACUAAUGCUCUUUAAAA